This is a messenger RNA of Nicotiana tabacum (common tobacco), 513 nucleotides long. NCBI's taxonomy places the organism in Eukaryota, Viridiplantae, Streptophyta, Magnoliopsida, Solanales, Solanaceae. The record is from RefSeq and is a predicted model, not a curated record.
GCCUAGAACCAAACAACACAAAGUGUCAAUGGAGAGAAUAAGUGUUUUUGUUACCCUUUUUAUUGUGUUGAUUGUAGUAGGAAAAGAAAUGCAUAAUGUUAGUGCAGAUAGCCCUUAUGCUUGUUGGGGUGGCUGUUACAAUCAAUGUAUUAUAUUGAGUUUUCAAGCUGGUACUAUACCAAACAACAAUAAUCCUUGUUACGUGCAGUGUUUAAGCAAGUGCAUUCCUCGUUCUGCUGCUGAAUACCAAAAUUACUGCAAGAUUGGUUGUUCUUUGGAACUCUGUGUUCCCACUCGCUCUGAUGCGGGUGCAGAUCUGGAUAAAUGCUUUGGCAAUUGCGGAAACGUUUGUAGGGCUUAGAAAUAUCUAUUACCAUUUACCACAAUAUGUGCUAUUGGAUGUGGUCUCACCUUUUUUUCCCAAUCUUUUACCUAAUAAAUAAAUAAAUGGUUCUUUGUAGUUCGCAAUUCAAGUGAAACUGAAGAGUUUGAUUAGUGCUGUAUUUGUUUACU